Messenger RNA from Lineus longissimus, 3950 nucleotides. RefSeq names its product nostrin-like. The record is from RefSeq and is a predicted model, not a curated record. The coding region runs from base 1958 to 3655 and encodes 565 amino acids. Gene Ontology annotation, molecular function: protein binding. The transcript is spliced from 13 exons. NCBI's taxonomy places the organism in Eukaryota, Metazoa, Nemertea, Pilidiophora, Heteronemertea, Lineidae. Gene Ontology annotation, cellular component: cytoplasm; plasma membrane.
GCAUCUUGCUCAGGUUGAUAGUGAUAGAGUUGGAUACAGUUGUUGUUUGAGUUACAGACUGUCAUCAGCUUCUUAAGUACUGUUGUUGUUUCAGUGGCAGACUGGCAUCCGGUUUUAAGGGUCGGUCAUUGACUCAUUGAGUGACAGACAUAGUUCCGAGUGGCAGACUGCCAGGUUGGUCUACUGUCAUCAUUUGAGUGACAGGCUGACAUGAGGUUUUCAGGUGACCAUUUGAGUGUGAGACUGGCAGGUACUGCCAGGUACUGUCGUAUUUUGUGAGCUGCUGCUUUGUAGGUGCCUUGUCUGUGCAAGUGCUUCAUAGUCAGUUGUUCAGUAGCAGUGGUAGGCCUAUUCCUCUCCUGCGAUGGUUAGCUGCCUCUCCCGGCCAGGGCAAGUGGUAAGCAUGGUCGUCUCAGGAACCUAACACUUGGCUGUAGAUCUCUGCCCCUGCAGAUUCAGGUCCACAGCCUCCUUGAAAAUGUGUGUCAUGGUCUAGCACAUAAAACUCCAGUAUCAAGGAUCACUCGAAGUUUCAGGAUUGUUUAAUACAGUCUUUCAAGUAACACUAUAUCGGGGCGAAUACCACUUUUCAUUCCAAAUCUUAAGGAAAAACACAUUUUUCGGCGAUGUUUGGAUAGCAAAUGUUGAAGAGGAGUUGAUUUUCAUAAAUCCUUGUUCCAGAUUUCUUAUAAAGUGGCAAAUUUCCUGCAGGGGAUCAUGCCAGUUGGAAUUUUUCUCAUUGUCAUCAUUCAUAUUUUCACUGGUGACGAUAGUACGCACACCCAGCAGGUGUACUAGUAUCGAUCACACUCCAAACUCGUUGCCGAAGUUAGUCAUAUGCCCAGAUUUAUGAACUGACAACUUGUUGAAGUGCAUCGGAUCUCAUCACAACCGAAACACAAAUUGUCACUCCCCAUCUGGUUCACAACUUUUGCACUGUCAUAACGUGGCAGUUUUGGUGACAUCAUGUUAAUGAUCACGCCCACACCUUGUUUAUAGAUUUCCAAAUUCAGGAAUUCCUCGGGAGGGCGGAGAAAGAAAUUACAACCACUCCCAUUCUACUACACUCUCCCAGAUUAAACAACAGUGGUAGAUAGACCUUCUGAAUCAUCUUGAAGAAUUUUACACGAAGUUAACAUGUUUAUGCCCUUUUCGAGAGCAAAAUUCCAACCCAGCAACGUUUUUCUCAAAAAUUGUUUUCCUUAAUUGAAAAGAAAUAAAAAUGUUUACCGGUGCUAUAGCAAAAGACUUAGCGACAAUCUCUCUUCAAAUGCUUUGCUCUAAAAAUCUAGUCAUCUUCCAAACCAUGAGAUGGCGCUGCACUUGGACAGUGUCAGCUGAUCAGUUGUUGCCAAAUUAUUUUGACCAACUCGUUGAACAAGUUGAGUGUGGGUAGUAGCACCCUGUCAGACAUGUCAAGUACCAAUACUAUAUAUGAAACAGUCGUUUCAAAAUCGAUCUUUUGUUUGUUGAUAGCUUUGCAAUUGUAGCAUACUCCAGGUUUUCACUUCGGGCGUUAGUCUGCGUACCUACUUUUGCAAAGGGAGGGAUAUUCGCAGAAUCUUGUCCAAGGCAUGAUGUGACCUCGUUCGCGCAAAUUUCGGAGUUGUAUUGUACAUGUCUUCAGGUGCUGGUUUGGGUCCAGUUGAAGUUUUGAGCAGUGCCCGUUUCAGUGCAGUUGAAUUUUUGAGCAGUGAGGGAAGUUCUGGAAAUGCAGUCCACUUGAGGAAAUCUUCACCCACAGGUUGCCGUUUGACUAUUCAGGUACCAUUUCAUACCUGUCUCCUCCUGACACUCUGCCUCUAGCCUCGUUAGGUUUUGCACGUUCAGGCUUAGCAGUAGAUACAUGUACCUAUUCCGUCUCCCACUGGGAGAAUCAUUGUGACCAUAUCACCUCUGUCACGUUGCCAAACCUUUGCCUGAUCCCUCGAGAGUAUCUCCCGCACUGAUCUGAAUAAUGUGCGAGAGGAAGGCGAGAGGCUACACGAUGCUCAGGUCGAUUUCAUUAUUUGCCAGAAAAGCUAACACUAUGCCACGGGAGUUACGUCGGAGUGAAUCGGCUCCUGUACCUUCGAGGAAGACCAGUCUAAAACGCUUGAGUUGGGGGUUCGGCCAUUACAGUCACGAUCAGCAGGGUCUGACCGGCUUCGAUGAACUACGACGGUAUAUCAAGCAGGGAAAUGAAUUCUGUAAAGAGGUCGCGCUCCUCAUGCAGGAGAGGGCGGAUGUUGAGGCCACGUAUGCCAAAAGUCUCACGAAGAUUAGUAAUAAGUUACAGAAGCAGGCUAGCAACUGUCUUGGCUCCCUGGCCGUGGCCUGGUUAGGCGUCGCUACCAGCGUGGAAGCAGAGGCCGACCUCCACAGGAACCUGUCGUCAGCGUUAGUGGAAGACUUGCACAAACCGGUGAAACAGCUCAGUGAAUAUAUACACAAAACAAGAAAACCUAUUGAAGCAACAGUGGACAAGUCCAUGAAAAACUUGAUGGAUAAACGAAAUGAAGAAAUGAGGUCCAAGAAAAGUGCCUUUGGUUGUGCGAGAGACACAGAAAAAGUAAUCGACCAAACACGAGAUGUCAAAGCGGGGAAGGGGAAAUUUACAGAUAAAGACCUAGCAAGGAUGGAGAAAAAGGGAAAACACUCGGAGGACAACUUGCGUAAAGCAGACAAGGAUUAUCAUGAUAGUUGUCAAAAAGCCGAGGGGGCACGGCAGGAGUGGGAAUCAGCUGUAUAUAAGGGAACCAACCAAUUACAGUCAUUAGAAGAAGAACGAAUUAGUCAGCUCCAAGACGCGCUCAAUAAAUAUAACAACCAUAUAUCUGUGAUGGGACCAAAAUUAAUCAAAGUCUGUGACAACAUGGGCGAGUCCGUGAAGACUGUUGAUAUACAAGCAGAUCUGGCUUCCGUUGUUGAUGAGAAGGGUUCGGGACAGAAUCAACCGGAGCAGAUAUUGAUAGAGUGCUACGCUGAGGAUCUUGGCAGUCCCAUGGACAAAGAGAGACGCAUAUACGCGCUGCGGACAUACUUAUAUUACUUAGAAGCCGAUAUUGAACGGGAGCAAAAAGGACGGGAAGGUGUCGAAAAAUUAUUAGACGUUUAUCGGAAUAAGCCAAAUUAUGGUGACACGGAAACACAGGACGAUGUAAAAAAUAAAUUAGCCGGGCUGAAUGCCACAAUGAACUUCCUGGAAGCGGGUAAAUAUAAGAUCACAUCUGCGAUGGCGGCCGCGAAUGGUGAACCAAAACCUGAGUACACAUUCGCCCAAUAUAUCGAGCGAACGAAAGACAAACAAGGUCUUCCACAAAGUAUACUCCGAGUGCCUCCAGCCUUACGUGGCGAGACUCCAGGCUUUAGAUCUACAUACAACGUCCCUGGUAGUCGGCCUCCCGCCGUCGGGCGACAGGUAGACUCAAUGUAUGACGAAGAUGAAUUUGAUAAUUACGAUGGUGAUGAUUUUGGUGCUGACGGGGCCGACGGACAUGCCGCGAUUGGGGAAUGUCAGGCGUUGUAUGAUUACCAGGGGACGCAACCUGAUGAACUCACGAUUCACGCGGGGGAUAUAAUUCGCCUAGAGCACAAAGAGGGAGAUGGCUGGUGGCACGGCGAACUCAAUGGACAGCGAGGAAUCUUCCCCGCGACAUACGUGAAGGAACUAUAGUGCUGGGCGCACUUAUAUUUCCCAAUCCGAGCAUUAAUUUGGAUGUAAUGAGAGAUUUCAUUGCUGCUGGUGUCAAGACUGCUAGCGGUCCAUUGUUCCUGGUGUAAGGACUGUGCUAGUGGUUCAUUGCCCCUGGUGUCUGGACUGCUAGUGGUUCAUUGCCCCUGGUGUCAAGACUGCUAGUGGUCCAUUGCCCCUGGUGUAAGGACUGUGCUAGUGGUUCAUUGCCCCUGGUGUCUGGACUGCUAGUGGUUCAUUGCCCCUGGUGUCAAGACUGCUAGUGGUCCAUUGCCCC